AUGGCUUCCUACUCAAAUGUCACCAUCCCCUCUAAGAUCAAGGCUUGGCUCUACGCCGAACAUGGAAAUCCCGUCAAUGUCUUGACGCUAGAUUCAGAUGUUAGGGUUCCCGAGAUUAAGGAGGACCAGGUCCUUGUUAAGGUUGUUGCUGCUGCCCUAAAUCCUGUUGAUGCCAAGAGAGCUCUUGGCUUCUUUAGGGACGCCGACUCUUCGCCACAUAUUGUGCCGGGUUACGACGUGGCCGGUGUGGUGGUGAAAGUCGGGGAUCAAGUGAAGAAGUUCAAAAUUGGGGACGAAGUGUACGGAGCCGUCAAUGAGAAAUCCUUGGACCAGGACGAAGUGUACGGAGACAUCAAUGACAAAUCUUUGGACCGCCCAAAGCAACAUGGCACUAUGGCUGAGUACAAUGCUGUGGAAGACAGGCUGCUGGCUCUCAAGCCCAAGAACUUGAGCUUUGUCGAAGCUGCUUCACUUCCCGCAGCCAUCGAAACCGCUUAUGAAGGCCUGGAGAGGACCCGCUUCUCAUCUGGCAAGUCCAUCCUCGUUUUGGGUGGCGCCGGUGGUGUGGGGAGCCUCGUGAUUCAGCUAGCCAAGGAAGUCUUUGGUGCAUCAAGAGUGGCGGCCACAUCUAGCACCGGAAAGCUGGACUUGCUGAAGAGUUUGGGAGCUGAUUCGGCCAUUGAUUACACCAAAGAGAACUUCGAAGACCUUUCGGAGAAAUUCGAUGUUGUUUAUGAUGCAGUAGGUCAAACUGAGAGCGCGAUAAGGGCAGUGAAGGAAGGAGGAAGUGUGGUGACAGUAGUGGGGGGUGUAAAUCCACCUGCUUUCAAGUUCUUCUUGGCAUCUAAGGGCUCAAUCUUGGAGAAACUCAAUCCCUUCAUAGAAAGCCAGAAAAUAAAGCCAGUGAUUGAUCCCAGAGGCACAUUCUCGUUUUCUCGGGUUCUCGAAGCGUUCUCAUAUCUCGGGACCGGCCGAGUCACCGGAGAAAUUGUCAUCCACUCGAUCCCAUGA
This is a messenger RNA of Eucalyptus grandis, 1011 nucleotides long. RefSeq names its product 2-methylene-furan-3-one reductase. Bases 1 to 1011 code for a protein of 336 amino acids. Gene Ontology annotation, molecular function: zinc ion binding; oxidoreductase activity, acting on the CH-CH group of donors, NAD or NADP as acceptor. The transcript is spliced from 4 exons. The record is from RefSeq and is a predicted model, not a curated record. Lineage: Eukaryota; Viridiplantae; Streptophyta; Magnoliopsida; Myrtales; Myrtaceae.